Lodderomyces margitis is the source of this 744-nucleotide messenger RNA. It is a transcript of the gene MGE1, whose product is annotated as Mge1p. Bases 1 to 744 code for a protein of 247 amino acids. Gene Ontology annotation, biological process: protein folding; protein import into mitochondrial matrix. Gene Ontology annotation, molecular function: adenyl-nucleotide exchange factor activity; protein homodimerization activity; protein-folding chaperone binding. The record is from RefSeq and is a predicted model, not a curated record. The transcript has a single exon. Gene Ontology annotation, cellular component: PAM complex, Tim23 associated import motor. Lineage: Eukaryota; Fungi; Ascomycota; Pichiomycetes; Serinales; Debaryomycetaceae.
AUGCAAAGAGCUUUGCUGCAAUCAAUAAGGAGGACGAUUCAAACUCGUGUUGGUGUAAUCUAUCCUACACUCAGACCAUCAGUCUAUAUCCCACGUCAGCAAUUUGUUCGUUUCAAUUCUACAAAACAAGAGGCAAAAGACACCGCAACACAGGAAUCGAAUGAAGAUGCCACUGGCAAAACAAAUGAGAAGGUAGAGACUGAAAGUGCUACUUCAAAGGAGACAGAAGCUACCGAGGCUGCCGAAAAUCCUGAAACCAAGGAGUUGAGAGAGAAAUUAGAGAAGAAGGACAAAGAUUUGGCCCUUAUGAAGAACCAUUACGCCAGAGCCAAAGCUGAUUUCCACAGUUUGCAAGAAACAACAAAGAAGGAGGUGCAAAAUGCGAAAGAUUUUGCUUUACAAAAGCUUGCAAAAGAUUUAUUAGAGUCAGUAGAUAAUUUCAAUUUGGCAUUGGACCAUGUGAAGGAGGACACCCUCAAAGCCAAUGAAGAGGUGAAAAACUUGUAUGAUGGAGUGGAUAUGACAAGAAAUGUCUUUGAAAAGACAUUGAAGAAGCACGGCAUUGAGAAAAUUGAGCCAUUGGGAGAGAAAUUCGAUCCCAACUUACACGAGGCUACUUUUGAAAUCGCUCAGCCUGAUAAGGAACCUGGUUCUGUAUUCUUUGUCCAACAAACAGGUUACACUUUGAAAAAUAGAGUUUUGAGACCCGCCAAGGUUGGUGUUGUCAAGGUUGAAGAGAACUAA